AUGAAAACCACCGUGAAAGCUAUCGAGGGUUAUCCAUGUGUAUUCAAAAGUGAUGACCUUGGGCUAAUCGAUGAUCCACAUGGAGCUCUUUCGCUUCUUCAUCUGUCUCCAUAUUGCAAAAGCUCCGUUGUGGUUUCACUUAGCGAUAGUCCAUCAAUGAUAAGCCGCUUCCGCUUCCGUGUGGUAGAUAUUCAGCCGGACAAAGGCCCGAAACUUGAGAAGUGGAUGAAAGAAAAUACGGUAUGUAUUCAUUCGGCUAAAGCUGCUGCAUCUUUGAUAGUAUUUGAUUCCUUUUCAUAUUUCUGUACAUUUUUUUCUUCUACCGUGUCCUCCUCAGUGAUUUUUAUUUUCGCUAUCGAAGCAUAUCACUCUAAAAUCAGAUAAGU
This is a messenger RNA of Cylicostephanus goldi, 386 nucleotides long. The record is from the annotation of a GenBank genome assembly. Lineage: Eukaryota; Metazoa; Nematoda; Chromadorea; Rhabditida; Strongylidae.